UAUAAAAUAAAGAGUUUGGCAAAGAGAUAAUUUGUAUAUAAUAAUGGCGACGAUAGAGGAAGAAUUACACGCGCUGAAACGGGUGCGAAGCACCAUAAAGGGGCAAUUGACCCACAUCAAAAAUUAUUUAGAUGGAUUGGCUUCAAUAUCUUGUACCGAAGCAAAAAUACGUCUAACUGCUUUAGACAAUAUUUUAAAGAAAUUUACCACAAACCAAGAUAAAAUUGAACUUAGAAGCAGCGACUCGGAACUCUUAGAUGAAAUAACGAUGCGUAAUGAAAUGGAAGAAAAAUUUAUAAAAUUGCAAAUAUAUCUAAAUGAAAUAAUCGAAAUGAGAAAUGAAGUUACAGAAGUAGGAACAAAUACAAAAAAUCUAGAAAUAGCUGGAAGUUCAAGACACUACCCCGAAAUAAAAGUAAAUUUUACUCCUUAUCAAGACAACGAGAGAUUUGAGAACUUUAUAAAAAGACUCGAAGUUUACAUUAAAAUACAAGGUGCAGAUAGUAAUGAAGAAGUUAAGAAACUAACAUUACUUAAUUAUGUUACGCCAGAAAUACAUCAAACUUUAUACGAUUUAUGCUCCCCCGAGGAACCAAUACAAAAGAAUUACGAAGACUUAAUAAAAAUUUUAAGUGACUUCCUAGAUCCAAAACCAAGUAUUUGGGCAAGACAGCAUAAAUUCAUAAACAGGAUGCAACAAAAAGAAGUGCCAAUUGCAGAAUUUAACAAAGAACUAAAGAAACUUUCAAAAGAUUGUAAUUUUUUCUGUGAAUGUGGUAAAUCAAAUGCGGAAAAUUUCUUACAAUUACAGUUUAUACGGGGUUUAUAUGAUGACCAAAUCAGAAUGAGAAUUCUUCAAGAGAAAAAUAAGUUAUCCUACAAAGAAACUGUAGAAUUGGCAAUAAAUACUGCUAUGGCAAAACAAGAAGCAGUAGUCGAUAAAGAUGGAGUAUUACAAAUUAGAGAACAAAGUAAUUUUAAGCAAAUUGAGAAAAAUACUUAUCGAAAUAGAAAUAAGACUACUUUCAAACCUAAAUCUGACCAAUGCUACAGAUGUGGUGACACAAGACAUCGAGCCUUUAACUGUCUUCGGAAAAAUCUAGUUUGUUCUUACUGCAAGAUUAAAGGUCACAUUGCUAAAGUAUGCCUCAAACGAUUAAAUGGUCAAGACAGGCAGAAUAUAUUAAAUACCACAGAUUUUAUAAAUGAUAAUACAAUUAUAGGUUUCCGAAAUUGA
Messenger RNA from Psylliodes chrysocephalus, 1237 nucleotides. The record is from the annotation of a GenBank genome assembly. NCBI's taxonomy places the organism in Eukaryota, Metazoa, Arthropoda, Insecta, Coleoptera, Chrysomelidae.